AUGCAGGCAUCCGCAGACAGCAGCAGCCCCGCGUGCCCGCUAAGCGCCGCCGGCGUCGCAGUGGAGGGUGUCAGAGGCAACACCCCCGCUGCCCCAACCGGCGCCCAUACCAGCGAUCCUACAAGGACUGCCGAACGCGCUGUGGAUGAGCGCACGCCGCCUCGCAUCGCUGCGCCGGCGUCGUCGGUGGAGGCUCUAGCGAAGGUCCUCGCCAUGUGCCUUGUUCGCAUCUGCCGCCUUGAAGAGCGGCAAGCGCGCGGAGAGGCGCAGCAGAGCAUCUUCGGUACCGCCCUACAAGCUCUACUUAUCCAGGCACACGGGCAGCAGCAGCAGCAGCAGCAGCAGUCAUGUGGACAGGCAGCUAUCGAAGUGCACGGUGAGGACGGCGAUGCGAACAGCAGUGACGCACACGAUCGUGAGCGCAGCGAGCAGUAUCCCUGCAGUCGCCAUACCACCAGCUGUCGCACCUCGUCGUGGUCGCACGUGAAUCGGCCACCGGCUCUCGGCGGCAGCAGCAACGGCAGCCGCCAUCACAGUGAGGAUGGCUAUGAUCGAGCGGCAGUGCCAUCGACUGCAGCAGCAGCAUCGGAGCUGCACUCGCAGCAGCGCUGCCGCCGGCACCGCUCACUCCGCCACACGCAGGGAUCCGACAUGCACAGACCGCACGGCGCCGACGCGCCGGCCUCUUCUUCGUUGGAGUCCACGGCGACCGCUGACAUAUCCGCAGCAGCUGCUGCUACUGCUGCAGGAGCAGCUGUGACGGGUAGCGAGGGGGAUGACGCCCACGCAAAUCACAGCACUGGCAGUCAACAUCACCGUCAUCAGAGCCCUGGCGCUGGGACAGCCACAGGCGCGGUCCCUUCGCCGUCUCCUGCUGACCUCGCCAACACCAAGUGGAAGGAGGCGAGCAGUGGCACCGGUGCAGGUGUCGGGGGCGGAUGUACCCACGCCAUCCCCUCCACAACUGCUCCCGGCAACUACCGGAAUACGCCCACAGCAUCUGCGGCGGUAGCGAGUGGCAGCAUCAACGAGCUGCCGAUGAUAUCGCACUUUGGCUCCCCUUCCGGCGGCGGCGGUCGCCAGCGGCAGGGCUCUCUCGUCACGGUUGUCAGUCCAACGCACACGUCACAGGCGGAGGAAGCGGAGGCGCACGCCAUCGCGGCGUCGGAGCGGAUCUCCGCGGGCGUCAGCAGCGCCCCUGCAGGCGCGAUGCCAGUGAACUGCUUCACAUGGGCAGUUCCAGUGACGCCGCUCUCUUCGUCGGAGAACUCUCGAUGCUCCACGCCGGUCGAGCUCCACAUGUCAGCGCGUUCGUUAUCCCAGCAGCAGCAGCAGCAGCAACCCACGCAGCCGUCGACGGAGGAGUGGUCAUCGUGUAUCUGCGGACACCGAGCCGAAGGCACUGACGAGGUCACUUAUAAUGGGCCAGACGCUGCGCCUUCGGUGCAUCCACAGCAGCAGCGUGGCAGCCGAGGGCACCUGCGCUCGUCGCCCACGCACGUCGCACCCCUCGCCGACCACCCUCAGCGUCCGCCAGCACGGCUCCAUCAACAGCCAGCAUAUCGCAAAGGCGAAGACCGCGAGUUGAGCUCUUCCUCUAGGCUCGCCGCCACGGCCUUACGAAGCGCCGGCAGUACCGCGACCAGCUCCGCCGCGCACACUGGCGAUGAACUGGACGUGCUCUUCCACGCGCUGAGCGCCCCCCAUCCUGCGGCAUCUGUUCCUGCCUCCUCAGACUCCGCAGCCGCCAGCGGCGCUCAGGCGACCGGGACGCUGACUCGUAGGGUGCAGUAUCCUGCCGGCACGGACAACACUACCGCGAUCAACGAGUUGUUUGCCCAGGCAGUGCAGAACACGAUGGAGAUGACACGUAUGAAGGAGAACCUGACUGUCCUCGUUCUCAGCGUGCACAAGGAGCGCGAGAAGCGGCGUCGGCUUCAGCGGCGCGAGGGGUCAGCCGUUCAGAGGCUCGUUCAGCGAGUCCUGGACAUGUCGUCUGUGAUGUUGCGGCUGCAGCGGACAGUGCGACGGCUAGAGUUGGAGGCAAACAGCGGUCACGCCUCUGACGCUGCAGGCUGGCACCACCACCACAACAGCCAUCGCCGGCGUCGUGGUGCGGACAGCAGCAGGAGCGCCGGCGUCAGCGACCAGGACGAAGAUACCGCUACUUGCGAUGGUGACGUCGACGACGGUGAGAGUGAGUGGUGCGAGCGCUUCUGCGCAUCCUUUUCGACGGCCUCCGUCGCCGUCUCCCGCAGUCGCAGGAGCGGCAGUGUCACUGGCAGCGGCCAUCGACAAAGUGUUGGGGACCGCUCGGGGAACGUCGGGUACGCGGCCCUCGCGGCGCCGUUCUCCUCGUCCUGGUCUCUCUCGGCCGGAUGUGAGCGCGUCGUGCCGGCCGUCCGCUCGCCGUGGCUUUCAUCGCUCACCACGCAGUGCUCAACGGACGUGGCGCGCGGCGAGGCCAUUCUAGGCCGCGGCGGUGCGGUGCCCACGGGCACAGUCACCAGCACGCCGGUAGUCGACGACGUAGGCAACACGUCGACGUCACCUGCCCCACCUGGUACAGUUUCUCCUCAGCGACUCGCCGGGGCCACUCCUGUAACGGCAGCACCGGCUGCUGCCUCUGCGGGACCAUUGCUUGUGGCAGGCAGCGUGGCCCUUCCCAAGAUCAUCUCUAGCAGCAGUUCUCUCCACUCCUUGGUCACCGCGAGCGCGGCCAUCACCACCAACGUGAACACCACAGCAGCAGCCACCACCACCACCACGGCUACGACGUCACGAGCAGCCAGCGCGACGUUGGUGCCGCAGUCGAUGGUGUCAUCAUCCGUAAGCGCGCCACGGCGGGAGCGCCUGCCGUCGUUGCUGCUGUCGCCACCCGCGAUGCUGGACGUGUGCGCGACGGAGAGCAGGAGCAGCGCCGUCACCAGCAACUCAUCCGUCGUGCCGGCGCUGUCCAUAACGGACGUGCACUUUGGCCUGGCGCUCGCGUGCAGGGAGAGCGCCACUGAGGACAAACUCCCUGCUCUGGGUCCUGAUGCGGCGGCAGUGGGCCGUGGCAGCGGUGGCCCCCGCGCAGAGGGCGCGAGCAACAGCGCGACCCACGAUGGCGACGCGCAUCGUGGCGGCUGCCCGGGCCAGCGGUCGGAGGUGGAUGGUGCACGUCACGACGGUGAGAAGGAGCAGCGGCAUCUCGCACAACCACCGCAACAGAAACAGCGCCGUCAAGACGUAUCCGGUGGGUCGUCCACCUCCUCGCGGUGCCGCCAACGAGAGCACAGCAUGCGGCGAGCAGCCCCCGCGACCAUCGCCACGACGGCGGUGCUGAUGCCCAUCCCUGGUGGGACCCAGCACUCUUUCGCGAGUGCCCAGCAUCCACCUGCGCCGCCGCCGCGGCAGACCACCUCGUCGCGCAAGAGCCCCGCCUCUGCCUUCGCAGGCACGAGCUCGGCUGCGGCUCGUGAAAACAGCAGCGUGCCGGCGCGGCGCCUGCUCGAUGCCCUGAACAGCGAGCACCGCAGCGGCGCCGUCACCGGGGCGAGUACCGUCGUGAACGUCGCCGCUGAAACCGGCGGCAAGGGCCACGGUGUCAGCAGUGGCACUGGUGCUGUCAACACGACGACAACUGCCAGCACCGACCCCCCUGCGGCGUCGUUGACAUCCUCCGUUGCCGCACCCAAGUUCACCGGCUCAACAGCCAAUCUAGCGUGCCGCACGUUGAACGGCGUGACGGCGACGGCGCUGGCCCAGCUGGCAAGCGCACCGGUGACAGCCAGGCCGCGACGAAGGCAGCAGAGGAGCGGAUCCAGCAUCGCAAAGCCGUCACCCGGGCGGCGAGAGGCGAGGCGGCCGUGGAGCGGUCUUAUCCAAUCCGCCAGCCCCGCCACACCCCGCAGCAAGGCAGCUGCGGCCGAUCGCCGCGGCGACAUGAGGGACGAUGCCUGCGGUACGGAUGCGACGAGUAGUGCUGCCCUGCAAGGCGGCGAAGGCCUGCCGACAUGGCGCAACGCGGCGAUCAGCGCAUCGCCCACGCAGAGCAGCAGUGAUCGCAGCCGCAGCUCGCACCCGCAGCACAGCCUGCUAUCUUCGUGGCUACAGAGCCCUCCCGCCCGGAUGGCAACGGCCGCGGGAGGUGACGACAAGACCAUACUGAGCCCUGUCACGCCAACCGGUGCCACUACCAUCACUGCCGGUGGUGAGAAACUGUGCCGACCCUCGGCUGGCGCAUAUCGGUCUCACAGCAACAGCGGAAGCAUUCCCUCUACACCAUCACGACGGCUGAACGCCCAGCUGGCCCCCUCUCCGGCCAGCACCCCCGCCGUCGGCGCGGGAGGAGCGAGCGUCUCGUCGCCCAGUUCAAAGCUUCAGCUGGCGCAGCCCGUCAUCCCCAUCUCCGUCGGGCAUCAUCCGCAGCAGCUGCUGCAGACGACUGCCACCUCUCACCAGGCGAGGAAGUGGACCUCCAUUCCCUUGCUGUCGUCGGCCACGGUGUCAGGGACGCUGCCGCACGUGCCGAUGAUGGCGUCCGUGCAGUCGGCCAGCAGCUUCCUGCGCAUCACCUCGAUCCUUCUCUCGCCAAGUAUGGCCCACCCGGCCUCCCCGGUGUCGCCCCUAGCGACCGGAAGCCCCGCGUGUGCGGGGACUGGUACUGGCAGCAGCGGCGCAACCGCCGGGAGCCUUCCCGCGCGCAUCGCGCAGCCCGUGUCACCGCUCUCGUCGACGAGCCGCCUCGACCAGUACCACCGCCCGCACUCCAGCAGGGCCCUGUACCUCAGUGCCAACUGCAGCAGCAACACGAACGCCUCCCUCGCGGCGCCCCGCACGCCACCGCACGGCCACCCGCCAAACCUGGCGCACCAGCAGCCUGGUGACGCGGCAGUGCAGUCUCAGCAUGCAGUCGUCCUUUCCCGCAGCGCUGCCGCCCUCAUGCAGACAACGAACACGCUACCACGCGUGGUCGCGUCCCCGGCGUCGUCGUCACGGUCGUCGCGUGUGACGCCCUUGAUUGCUUUGAGGCGCACCAAACCACUGGCCCCAGCAGCAGCAGCGCUAGCGUCAUUGCAGCCGGCGCAGUCAGGCUACGAGGCUAAGACCCUGGCAAGGACUGCCGUGGCCCCGACCGGGAAGACACAGCGACCGGCCAACUCUGCCAAGGUCAGUGGCAAGGCAAAGCAAGCACCGCCAAGCUCACCUCUUGUCGGCCGCGACAGUGCUGCUGUGGCUAGAGGUGUUGCGACGCACGAGCAAGCGCUCUGCUCGUCAUCUCUCGUGGCCCACCACCCGUGCUCGAGCCCUCUGAAGCUAACAGGUGAUCCCGGCCACCGACCGCAGCCGCGGCUGCAGACGCCGUCCUCUGCGCAGGAGGGACGCAGCGGUCGACGUGCUCGCGCGGGUCUGCCGCCGCCGCUGUCCGUUGAAACACUCUCAGACGCGUCCGUCUCCGCGCUACGCACGAGCAGCGUGGGGACAACCGGGUCGAUGGACGUCGAGAAGGGCAUCACAAAGGGCGACGUCGGGGACGGCGUGAGCGGGCCAGCGAUGCACGAUCAUGGCGGGGGCAGCUGUUCCACACUCGUCACACUCUCUGCCGUUGCAGGUGCUGCCCAACACCGGGGCUACUCAACGCAGCUGCACCCGCCGGAGCUAAUCGCGGAGGAGGGCCAGGAAAAGACCGGUAGAGAACGAUCAACGCCUGCCGGUGCGGCGGUGCCAUCGUUGCCGGGCACCCCGACUGCACUGGUGAUCACAGGCGUAAGGGGCGCCAUGCGCAGCGCCAACCGCGGUAGCAACGCCUCCGAUGCCGGCGUGGACAGAGCCAUCAGUCUGGAGGACGGAGAGGAUGUGGAUGACGACGAUGACAGCUCUGUCCAGCAAGCACUCCGAACACCAUUGCAGCAGCAGCAGCUCCGGCGACCUCUGGGCUGCGUGAACGCAGCAGAACAGCCACCCAUGCACUUUUCCUUCCUGUUCGACGCAAGCACACCUGUUUCCAUGCUCUCGGGCGCGCUGCAGCGCAACCGCAGCUCCUUGAACCAGCAGCAGCAGCAGCAGCAGCAUCACAAACGGACUGCUGCCAGCGUUGGUCCGGCAUCUGCCAUGCCCAACACCGCAUCGCACGACUCCUGCGCCUCAUCUUCGCAUACGUCCACCUCCGCCAUCUCGUCGCCCUCUGGCACACGCUCCUCGUAA
Leishmania mexicana MHOM/GT/2001/U1103 is the source of this 6189-nucleotide messenger RNA. RefSeq lists its product as uncharacterized. Lineage: Eukaryota; Euglenozoa; Kinetoplastea; Trypanosomatida; Trypanosomatidae. The transcript has a single exon. The record is from RefSeq and is a predicted model, not a curated record. Bases 1 to 6189 code for a protein of 2062 amino acids.